Molecule: messenger RNA, 3042 nt
Organism: Selaginella moellendorffii
Lineage: Eukaryota; Viridiplantae; Streptophyta; Lycopodiopsida; Selaginellales; Selaginellaceae
Product: protein HIRA
Exons: 10
Coding region: 103-3009 (968 amino acids)
Biological process (GO): regulation of DNA-templated transcription; chromatin remodeling; DNA-templated transcription
Cellular component (GO): HIR complex; nucleus
Molecular function (GO): nucleosome binding; protein binding
Source: RefSeq, a predicted model, not a curated record
GGGCAACAGUGAUCAUGGCUGUUCUCUUUCCGGGGAUCAUGGGAAGGAAACAUCUCUCUAGCUGAGCUUCGCGCGAGGGAGGGAGAGGGAGCGAGCGAGAGGAUGAUUGUGGAGAAGCCGGAAUGGCUCCGUCACGAGGGCCUCCAGAUCUUCUCGGUGGAUUUCCAGCCUAGCGGGCAGCGAUGCGCCACAGCCGGGGGCGAUCACAAGGUGAGGAUCUGGAACACGCGGCCGCUGAUGAAGGAAGGCGAGGCUGAUCGAGGCGGCGAGAAGCUGCUGGCGACGCUGUGCGAUCACUUUGGAUCGGUGAAUUGCGUGCGGUGGUCGAAAUCGGGGCUCUACGUCGCGUCCGGCUCGGAUGGAAGCCUGGUUUUGAUCCACGAGAAGCGCCACGGCACUGGCACGGUGGAGUUUGGAAGCGGAGAGCCCGCCAACGUCGAGAACUGGAAAGUUUGUGCGUCGCUCCGGGGCCACACUGCCGAUGUGGUGGAUCUUGCUUGGUCACCAGACGACUCGAUGCUCGCGACGUGUAGCCUGGACAACACCGUUCGCAUCUGGAAAAUGCCUGGGGGAUCCUCGGUCGCCGUUCUAACCGGACACAGCAGCCUUGUCAAGGGCGUCGCGUGGGAUCCAAUCGGCUCUUUCCUCGCUAGCCAGUCGGACGAUAAGACGGUCAUGAUCUGGCAAACCAGCGACUGGGCCGCGGUCCAUCGAGCCGAGGGCCCAUGGAGAAAAUCCGUUGGCUCUACGUUUUUCAGGCGUCUCUCGUGGUCACCUUGUGGCCACUUCAUAAUCACCACCCACGGAUACGAGAACCCGAGCCACACUGCGCAAGUUUUGGAGCGAGGGGACUGGAGUGGAACUUUCAACUUCGUCGGGCACAACGCUCCCGUGGUGGCUGUCCGCUUCAACCAUUCCAUGUUUCGCAAGCAGCCGCUGCCACCUCCGGAGAACAACGGAGAAGAGGAGCUGCUGCAAAUGGAUCCGAAGAAAGUUCCCAAGGAGAUGGUUCCUUACAACGUUGUGGCCAUGGGAAGCCAGGACAGGAACAUCACCGUGUGGACGACGGCGAAUCCCCGCCCAGUUUUCGUCGGGAAGCAUUUCUUUACGCAGAGCGUGGUGGAUCUCAGCUGGAGUCCGGAUGGAUAUUCGUUGUUUUGCUGCUCGCUCGACGGGACUGUAGCCAGCUUCCACUUUGAAGCCAAGGAACUCGGACACAUAGUUUCGGAGAAAGAGAUGGAGGAGUUUAGGAGGAACCGGUACGGCGAUUCGCGGUCUCGGCAGGAGUCUCUCGCGGAGAGCCCCGCGCAGCUUUUCAUCGAAGCCACUGCCGCGGCAAAGAAAGUUGGCAACUCUACCACCAUCGUCAGCAACGGUAACACCACGAGCAACGUUAGCAACACCACGGUAGUGACACAGACUAACAAGCAAGUAGCGAGCACGACUUUGAGGCCUCAAGAGCACGAGGAGGCCGGGACGACAACAACAGUAACAACACCGAAGAAUGGAACUUUGGAGAAAGAUCAGGCAGCGGCAGUAGCAGUAGCGGCAGCUCCUCUUCCUCCACCACCGGCGAAGCAAACUCCAGUGAAGCAACGAGAGUAUAGGCAGCAGGAUGGGCGGAGGAGGAUAAUCCCCGAGGCUUUACACACCGAGGACGAUGGUGGUCGAAAGGACCGAGAGAGCAGCGCCGAGAAGCGAAAGCUCUCGCCGGUUGACGCCUCCAAGUCGGAGGCUCCCUCGAAGAGAUUGCUGGGAAGCGGCGGCAGUGGCGGUGGUGGCGGAGUUGGCGGUGUUCGUGAGCGGAAUGGCUCCGGCGCGAGCAAAGCCAUCGAAGUUUCAAGCAUGGAGAGGUCACUGGGAUUGAGUAGCACCACCAACACGACGGUGGCGAUCAACGUGACUCAAGCGUCGCAACUUCGAGGCCCGGAUGGUGUCCUCUCGGUCCAAGUGAGGAUACCGGACGAGGAGAGCUUGGACGGUCCGGCAGUAGCUCCCAUUUGCUUGGAGGCAAAGCCGGUGAGAGUCCAGGACGCGGCCGCCGGGAGGGGCGAGACUGGAGAGACCGACUUGGUGUGCUCGCAAGGUGGAGAGAUCCGGUGGAGAGAUAGAUUUGCGGGCAAAGUCACAGCUCUCACUGGGAACACUAACUUUUGGGCCGUCGGCUGCGAAGAUGGAUCACUCCAAGUGUAUACAAUGGCUGGAAGACGAGCACUUCCAAGCAUGGUAGUAGGCUCCGCCGCGGCGUUUAUGGAUUGUACGCGGGGCUGGGAGCUACUUUUGCUAACUCGAGGUGGAACCAUGCACGUAUGGGACCUCCGGCAAUCACAAUGUCUUCUUAACGAGUCUCUUCUCUCGCUCACCUUGAGCUCCUCGGCUACUUCUUCCGCGAAAGAAAAUGGUGUGAUGAGAAUAAUCUCCGCGAGGUUCUCGGAAGCUGGUGCUCCAUUGGUCGUUCUUGCCAAUGGUCACGCGUUUUUGUUUCACUCAAAAAUGAGGAGCUGGCUGAGAAUAGCGGACGAUUUCUUCCCUUCUUCGAGCUUCGUUAGCACUUGGCCACCCUCUGGCGAUGGCGAGCUCGCGGGGCUUCAAAAAGGAGCGGCCACUCUUGGCAAGACAAACUUUAGCUGGAACAGGACUCUAAUCAAUGAGAAGUACCAGACGAGAGCUCACCUCGAAGAUCAACUAGCAGCAGCCCUGGCACUGAAAUCCGCAGAAGAAUACAAGCGCCAUUUGAUCUCCUACACGAGGUUUUUGACACGGGAAGCUGAUGAAGUAAGAUUGAGAGAACUUUGCGAGGAUCUCUUGGGUCCUCUCUUUGUUCCAGACAGCGAGCCUUGUUACGACUCUCAGCCAACGACGAGUACAUGGGAAUCUUAUGUUCUGGGAAUGAAGAAACGAGAGCUUUUGAAGAAUGAGGUGCUGCCUGCAAUGGCUUCCAAUAGAGCUGUGCAACGUCUACUGAAUGAAUUCUUAGAUAUGUUGUCUGAGUAUGAAGACACUCAGUAAUGAUAAUUUUUUGGCUGGUUUUUAGAUUUUUCA